AUGAGCUCUAUUGAUGAGAAGCCUCUUUCAUGGUUCAUCAGACUGAUUCAUGAUACUUGCAUUCAUUUGAAUAAAUCUAUGUUGCUCCUCUGCUUAUUCCACUCUAAUUCUACAAUGAGCUCUAUUGAUGAGAAGCCUCUUUCAUGGUUCAUCAGACUGAUUCAUGAUACUUGCAUUCAUUUGAAUAAAUCUUGCCAUUCAUUUGAAUUGAUGAGAAGCCUCUUUUCAUGGUUCAUCAGACUGAUUCAUGAUACUUGCAUUCAUUUGAAUAAAUCUAUGUUGCUCCUCUGCUUAUUCCACUCUUAUUCUACAAUGAGCUCUAUUGAUGAGAAGCCUCUUUCAUGGUUCAUCAGACUGAUUCAUGAUACUUGCAUUCAUUUGAAUAAAUCUAUGUUGCUCCUCUGCUUAUUCCACUCUAAUUCUACAAUGAGCUCUAUUGAUGAGAAGCCUCUUCAUGGUUCAUCAGACUGA
Messenger RNA from Acanthosepion pharaonis, 471 nucleotides. The record is from the annotation of a GenBank genome assembly. NCBI's taxonomy places the organism in Eukaryota, Metazoa, Mollusca, Cephalopoda, Sepiida, Sepiidae.